This is a messenger RNA of Caenorhabditis bovis, 1572 nucleotides long. The record is from the annotation of a GenBank genome assembly. Lineage: Eukaryota; Metazoa; Nematoda; Chromadorea; Rhabditida; Rhabditidae.
AUGAGCGGACAAAUCGAGAAGCAACACCCACACCAAUCGAAAAUUGAUAUGCCGAUCCCGGAAAGCAAGUACGCCACCGGCCAAUACCUCUGCAAUUCGCCGGCCAAUCUCAGCUAUUUGCACAACGAAUCAGCAAAUGCAUCUUUGACUGGAUGUGCUCCAACGUAUUCGCCAUGGAAUCGCUUCUCCAACUAUUACGAUUCGCCGCAAGUCACUGGAAAGCCUCCACGUACGUCUACUCCUCGCCGCGAACAGGAUGGAGUGCAUCUUCGUCUGGUCGAUCUCAACCUUCAUGACGAUUCAUACGCUUCAUCUGCAGCGGUUUCCAACGUCACCACCUUCUCCAACAUUUUCAAUCGCACGGGUAUCAAGAGCAGCCUGCCGCAAUGGGCUCUCGACGGUCAAGGCAACGUCGCUCCACAUGUGACACUCGCCGAUGUUCUCAGCAACGAUUCGCUUAUCGAGUUUGCGUCGGACAAGAAUGGAUGCCGGUUCUUGCAAGAGCAAUAUCCAGCCGAGUCUGAUGGCGGAAUUCACGAUGAGAUCUUCAAUAAGAUGGUCGAGAACUCGGACACAUUCUUGAUGAUGUGCCGCAACAUGUUCGGCAACUUUUUUGUCCAGCGUAUUGUCGAAUGCUCGCGAGCCAAAGAACAAGAGAUUGUCAUGUCGCAUCUGCGCAAAGACAUUUAUUCGUUGUGCUUGGACAAGAGCGCUUGCCGCGUCAUUCAACUCGCUAUUCAAAAAUUGGACAUUGAUUUGGCUUCGCAACUUUCCCUUCAACUUCGCGGUCAAGACCUUGUUCGCUUAAGCAUUGAUCAGAAUGGAAAUCACGUUGUACAGAAGAUAAUUAAGACGCUUCCUGUCGCCGCGUGGGAGUAUGUUAUUGACUUCUUCAAGAACGACGACAAUCUUAUAGCUGUCUGCCAAGACAAGUACGGAUGUCGUGUAAUCCAAUCGACUAUCGAGAAGCUAUCGGACAAUCCGACGUCGCCGUGCUACAAACAACGCGCAGCGCUUUUGCAGUCGAUGAUGAGCGGAAUCUCUCGCAAUUGCGCUCAACUCGCCUCGAAUGAAUUUGCCAACUACGUCAUUCAGCACGUCAUCAAAUCUGGCGGCAUCAUGGAAAUCUACCGUGAUUCGAUCAUUGAGAAGUGCCUACUCCGCAAUCUUUUGUCGAUGUCGCAGGAGAAAUAUGCGUCUCACGUUGUCGAGGUUGCUUUCCUCUUCGCGCCUCAUCAUUUGCUCUAUGAGAUGAUGGAGGAAAUUUUUGAAGGUUACGUUCCUCACCCAGAGACAAAUCGCGACGCGUUGGACAUUUUGCUUUUCCAUCAAUAUGGCAAUUACAUCAUCCAACAAAUGAUCCACAUUUGUCGUUCGGCGAUCACUGGUCAAAAAGAGUUGCGUUCUGAGCAUGCCGAUAUUUCUCUCUAUGAAGGAUGGCUCGAACGCAUCAAGGAGCGUGUGUUCAAAAAUUCUGCUAGACUUGAGAGAUUCUCAUCUGGUAAAAAGAUCAUUGAGGCUUUGAAUCGGACUCAUGAGUCGAAAUUUUAUGAAGGAGCGGCUCGUGAUUAA